CCUCCACUCCUCUGACCAGACUUCGCCCCGAGAGAAAUCAUGGCAGCCACAUCUCCCGUAUCGCUCGCUGAAGAGCUUCUCAAAACCGUCAAGUCGCUCGAAGGGCAAGGCUCUCGUCUAAGCCCACAACAAGCCUAUGACGCGACAAGACGCGUCGAAACUCUCACCGACAAGAUUAAGAGGACAGUCCUCGGGCCCCUGGAGUACACCAUCCAGAUCGCAGAAUCUUGCCACGAGAGCGCAGCUCUGCGAUUCGUCACAGAACUCGGAGUCGCAGACGCGAUAGGGGAUGACGUUAAGACGCUUUCUGAGAUCAGCCAGCAAGCAGGAGUCGGCACGCUGUACCUGGGUAUCGCUAUGAGCUGUCUCGUCGCCCACGGAUACUUCGAAGAGGUGGAUGGCUUCGGUUCCCGAGUAUACAAGAACAACGCCAUGUCCAAUAUUCUCCGGGCUCAUAGCGACGAUACGUUCUGCAGUGCCAUCGGGUUUGUGUGUGAUGACUCUUUCAAGGCGGCUGCGCACCUUGUAGAGACUGCACGUGCGGGUGGCAACAAAGGGGGCAAGAAAGGCAAAUCCGGGGCCAAUCUCGCCUUCGGCUUCGAGGGCCCCUUGUUCGAGUGGUAUUCCGGCCCCGCGCAAGUCUGGCGAGGGCAGCGGAUGGGCCGCGCCAUGCAGCAGCUGCACAAGAUGGCCAAUGGGAACGUCGUCACAGAUUUCGACUGGUGCGCGCUCGAUGGUCCGGUCGUCGACGUCGGCGGAGGCAUCGGGUCUCUCGAGAUGACGGUCAUGAAGACCUUCCCGGACACGGCGCCUCCUUUCAUCAUUUUUGAUAUCGCCGAGACAUCCGCGGACGCCCGCAAGGCAUGGAGCGCCCAGCCUCCCGCCGCACAGGCCCGUGUCUCGUUCGCCGCCGGCGACUUCCUCGCAUCGACCCUGGAAGGCACGGGGCUUCCCCGCGGCCAGCCGACGUACCUCAUCCGCCACGUUCUGCACGACUGGACAGACGAUGAGGCAGUGGGGAUCCUCAGCAACGUGCGCAUCGCGAUGCUCGCGUCCAACGAGGGAGCGCGCAAGGCGCACGGCCGCCCGAAGCUGCUGCUGUGCGAGAUGCUGCUGCAGGAGCGCAGCGGCCGGUUCGUGUACACGACCAGCGUCCAGGCCCUUGCGCUGAACAACGGCAAGACGCGCACGGAGGCGGAGAUGGUUGGCCUGCUGGAACGCGCCGGGUUCAAGGUGGUGAAGGUGCACGCGAUGCGCGCAGUGGACUCUAUCAUAGAGGCAACCCCAGCGGAGCUCUAGGUCUCGCUUUGCAUGAAUCGUACUAGUCAGGCUUGGAGCUGCCCUUGUAGUAUUAUUUACAUGUCCAAAGAUCAAAAUUUAUAAAGUUGUAUACAGUG
Phanerochaete carnosa HHB-10118-sp is the source of this 1397-nucleotide messenger RNA. RefSeq lists its product as uncharacterized. Lineage: Eukaryota; Fungi; Basidiomycota; Agaricomycetes; Polyporales; Phanerochaetaceae. Gene Ontology annotation, molecular function: O-methyltransferase activity. The record is from RefSeq and is a predicted model, not a curated record. The transcript has 6 exons. The coding region runs from base 40 to 1299 and encodes 419 amino acids.